AUGCAAUCAGAGCCUACUGCAGUUUUCGGACACACCCCUCUGGUCGACCCAUCUCACGAAGACUCUUACAAUUACACCCAGCAUGGACAUGAUUCGUGUGGCGGCCUCUCAGACUCCCACCUUCGGGUGGAAGACAGAGGCUCUGAUGCCGGCUCGGGCUCAUCCGAAGACGGCGAUUCCUCGUCCCUGAACGCGGGGGUCUCAUCCUUCGCCUCAGUCGAUCGAGUUAGCCAGUAUGAACAGGCCAUGGCCCAGUCGCCGAGAAGACAGCGGGACCUCGAGUUUCGAGUGAUGCCGUCAUCUGCCCCGUCCCGCCUGUCGCUGGAGGCUUUCCCUAAUGAGGUAUUGACGCAUAUUCUCUCUCACCUCCCGCCGUCGUCUCUUUCGUCUAUGGCCCUAGUGUCGCAUCGCUUUCACGGUCUGGUGACGACGCCGCACGCGUGGCGCAUCGCCUUUUCGCGCUACUUUCCGGGGCCUUAUACCACGGAGAGCAAUGGUCGUCUCUAUGGUGCCGAUCAUCUGGAAAAUAUUGCCUCCGACAAACGGUACUUUUCUAGAUUGACUGCGCUCGCCUCCUGGAGAUCGGAGUAUAUCCUGAGAACUCGUCUCUUGCGAUCCCUCGCGAGAGGCAAACCCACCCAGUUCGAGCCUUCUCGUAAGACUGGAACCGUGCGGUCUGCUAAUACCCGCAAUGGGAGUGCGGUUGUCACCUACACGUCGCAGCUACUGUACCCGGUCAGUCACAUGAGCGGGUCGUUUGGAGGAGAGACUAGGAGAAAGCAACCAGUCUUCAUCCACGGGGCUUCUGAACAAGGCAUAGCAUCGGCUAGUGACCCGUCUGCUGUGAAAGUCGGUACAUGGGGCCUGUCAGACCACCAGCUCUUUCGACACUUUGCCGACUUGUUCCCGGGCGAUGCUGAGUAUGGCCUGGGGUCUGGGAAUAUGGUUGGAGCUCCCAACAAGAUGGAUGUCAGUCAACCAUUUGGCAUGAUCUACGGCGAGGGCUGUCCGCAAGGGCGCACAUACUACAUUUCCUCCCAGGAGCAACGCGGCCGUUUCCUUUCCCUGACCGACUCCCUUCCACAGCAUCACCUGGGUAUUCCGACUCUCAACCCCAUCACCACAGCCGUCACCGCUGUAUGGAUUGCCAAGUCGACUCACGUCCUAAAAAUGACGUCCGGCCUGGUAGGAAUGCUUUCGGGAACGUCUUCUGGCGUGCUGCUGGCAUACGCUCUGGGUCCUCAUCCUGCUUACGAAAAUCGAUACGAACGAGGACAAGUGACUGCCAAAUGGGUCAUCUGCCCGGGCGUCCCGAUUGUGUCAAUUGCAGUUGACGACAAUUAUUCCACGAAGAGACAUGCUGGUCGUCGGAUCUGGGCGGUGGUCCUUAAUGCCCUGGGCGAGGUGUUUUAUCUUUCUGACUUGCCGCGGCAACCGGACGUCAAAUCCACGAAGAUGAGUCCUGAGGAGCUGGACGUUUUGUCAUGGAAAACAGGGCGGAGUGUUCGCUGGGAGCUUGCAGAACUAAGCAGGCGAACAGCACGACCUGACCCAUACAACCGGGACCCUGUCGAUGGUAGCUAUAGUCCUCGAUCUUCGUCGGAUGCAAUGAAUCUGGACAGCGAACAGAUCGCCGCGGAGACAAAAGAGAUCGAGCGGUUUAUGACUUUCAAGCCAAAGCAUUUCCGAAAGGUUUGCGGAGGCUGGGAUAUGAGACGGGAGCUGAAAGUCGACUUUGCGGGUGAUGAUGGUCACGGGGCGGGCGAGUCCUUGCUCGUCAUCACUCAUGGUUUUGCAGAGAACGCGAAGGCUUCGAUUAGGAGGUACACCAGGAAAGUUUCGAAGUCGGAACUGUCCGCUUCCUCCGAGCAUCACCCAGCGGUCGAGAACACUGCCCCGCCGUCCAUCUUUGGUGGUCCUCAAAAUAUCUCAACGCCGAGCCUGCCGUCUUCCAGGGCCUCUAGCAGUGUCGUUCUUCCGGUGUGCUCGGUUAGCAAUACUGAGUGGCGCAUCUCCGACUUCAUUUUAGGCGACCGGAAGUCAGUGCAAAUCUCCGCCACUGCUCUAGACGGUUCGACUUAUGCUUUGCUCACGCCCGACGAGGAUCCCCUUCUUGGGAUGUCAGGAGGCUCCACACAGUCUUCCGUGAUGUCGUCUCCACUGCCGCACAUGCAGCAGCCGUCAUCUCACCUGGAAAUACCGGGACAACGUGGUCGGUAUUUGGCUGUGGGUACCACUACUGGACUGGUCUUCGUCUGGGACAUACGCGCCCCCACUUCAAAGAAUACGGAUGUCAUCAACUCCGUCAGUCCAGUGCGGGUCAUCCAAACCGACUCACCGCAAGUAUCGUGCUUGGCAAUCACAUCGCUGUAUCUCGUUCACGGUGGAAACGAUGGGCUUGUGCAAGCUUGGGAUCCCCUCGCAUCGACCACACGGCCUAUCCGAACGAUCAACUCCCGCUUCUCUUCUCGCGCGCGGCGGCGUCUGAUCCAAGCCGAGGCCUCCAUUCACGGCGUGGGUAAUAAUUUUUACGCAACAGGGGCUAUCUGUCUGGACCCCGAUCCCACCGUCCUGCGAGGUAUGGUGGCUUUGGGGACCCAUCUGCGCUACUGGUCGUACAGCUCCACUGCCGCCGAUCAGUACAAAUCGAGCAAGCGCCGGUUUCGCCGCGGGCAAAGGGGCAGCAACAUGGGCCCUGAGGGCCAGCGGUUUAGCAGCAGCGGCCGCGGAGCGAUACAAGAUCAUAUUGAAGAUGAACGCAUCGAGAUGGAACGGCAAAUGGUGGAAGACGAGAAAGAACGAGCGCAUCUCAGCAAUCGGUUUGGGGUGGAUCUACUCGGGCCCGAUGUCAGCGAAGAGCAAUUGAUUGCAUACGCGCAGCUUUUAAGCGAGGAGGCGUAUGCCAAUGAUGCCGCCAAGCGCGGUGUGCCGGCCGACAUUUCCAUUGCUAGCACCCCGUCUAGUGACACCAUCGGACGGAAUGACAGUUCAGUCGCGCCAGACGAAAUCUCGUCAUCCUCAUCUCCCUACGAAUUUCCGGUGGAUGAUGAUCUCGCUCCGGACAUUGCUGAAGCGAUUCGGUUGAGUCUUCUGGAUGAGGGACCGGGGUCGUUUGAUUCUGCUCCCUCUAUUCCCAUCAAGUACUCCAAGGAGUAUCAACAAAGCCACGGGGGUUUCUCGCCAUCAGCGGAUGCCAUUGGCGAGAGCAGCCGCCAACAGGAGCUGGAUGACUUGGAGUUGGCGAUCCAAUUGAGCUUAGCGGACAGCCAGCCACCUGGGCACGAGUUCCCUGACGAACAGGAGGAAUUUCCUUCCAUCGCGGGGAGGUCGACUUCUGGCGGAGGCAAAGGGAAGGGCCGAGCUCUGUAA
This is a messenger RNA of Aspergillus terreus NIH2624, 3369 nucleotides long. RefSeq names its product F-box and WD domain protein. NCBI's taxonomy places the organism in Eukaryota, Fungi, Ascomycota, Eurotiomycetes, Eurotiales, Aspergillaceae. Gene Ontology annotation, biological process: proteasome-mediated ubiquitin-dependent protein catabolic process. Bases 1 to 3369 code for a protein of 1122 amino acids. Gene Ontology annotation, molecular function: polyubiquitin modification-dependent protein binding. The transcript is spliced from 2 exons. The record is from RefSeq and is a predicted model, not a curated record. Gene Ontology annotation, cellular component: nucleus; proteasome regulatory particle, base subcomplex; cytosol.